CCCGGGCUUGAGCCGGCGGGCUUCCGGAGCUGGGGGCGAACCCGUUUAGGUCCCCGAGCGCAUCGGACUCGCUUGGCCAGCCACCUACAGCUCUGCUCUCUGAGAAGCUGUGCGCUGACUCACUGGCUCCAGCUGUGAUGCUCAACUGUCCGUCCAUCUUGUCUCCUGGAACAGCCUGACCCAGGGUCUUCCUGAAGUGGUGAUCACUCCAGCUGGCAGGGAUAGAAAAUGGUACCAGUCAGGCCAGAGCUCUGCGAUCCCACAGUCACUGCUGCAGGAUGGAGGAAACUACUCCCGAGCCCGUCUAUGUGGAUGUGGACAAGGGGUUGACCUUGGCUUGCUUCGUUUUCCUCUGCCUCUUUCUCGUAGUCAUGAUCAUCCGCUGUGCCAAAGUCAUCAUGGACCCCUACAGUGCCAUCCCCACGUCUACCUGGGAGGAGCAGCACCUGGAUGACUGAGACACAUGACAGGUCUCAGUGUCCUGGACACACCUCUGUACACCCUGGCCAACAUUGCAAGCUCUUGGAGACUGGGAGUGGCUAUGACCACCCAAAGAUGGAGAAGGCUCACCUUCGCCUUACUGACGCUCACAUAACCAACCAUCAGAGAGAAAUGCCAGCAUGCUGGAGCCAAGGCAGUCUGGGGAAGCCUGGAGAGAGGAAUGCUAAGCCAUGACUCAGGAGAGUGGAGGCCAUCCUGGGACUCCACUUGGGAGACAGACAGCAGAGUGAUGGUCCCCAGCCCAGGCUCCAGGGCACCUUUGAAAUCUGGACCAAAACCAGACACUCUGGUCUGUAAACAGUGGUCAGGAGGAGGCUGACCUUCACCUACACAGCAUUGAGAGGUUGCUGAGAGCCCAGUACCCUCUGCAGACUAGCACUGAUGGGGCUCGAAAGAUGGAGACUUCAGGGGGCUUCUCCUACAAAUUCUCACAAGGCACAUAGCUACUUCCAAACUUUUUUUUUUUAAAACUAAGAUACAGAGGGAAUAUAUUUUUCCUGUUAAAAAUGAGAUGUGCAUUUUAGACACUUGG
Mus pahari (shrew mouse) is the source of this 1033-nucleotide messenger RNA. RefSeq names its product cortexin domain containing 1 (gene Ctxnd1). Lineage: Eukaryota; Metazoa; Chordata; Mammalia; Rodentia; Muridae. The record is from RefSeq and is a predicted model, not a curated record. The transcript has 3 exons. Bases 279 to 458 code for a protein of 59 amino acids.